Fusarium vanettenii 77-13-4 is the source of this 996-nucleotide messenger RNA. RefSeq lists its product as uncharacterized. NCBI's taxonomy places the organism in Eukaryota, Fungi, Ascomycota, Sordariomycetes, Hypocreales, Nectriaceae. The annotation marks the transcript as partial. The transcript has a single exon. Gene Ontology annotation, molecular function: deaminase activity. The record is from RefSeq and is a predicted model, not a curated record.
UGGUUGCAAGGCUUGCCCAAAGCCGAGCUUCACCUCCACCUCGAAGGCACCGUCACGCCCGAGACCCUAAUCACAUUAUCAGUACGCCAUGACUCGACACCGCUUACUCUACAGCAAGCCCGCGAGUUGUACGCCUACAGAGACUUUGUGCACUUUCUACAUACAUUCCGGCUUGUUCUUGACCGUCUUCAGACACCAGAGGACUAUGCCCUGAUUGUCAAAGAGAUGAUGCGGAACCUGCAUGACCAGGGCGUUGUCCACGCCGAAGUCUACAUUUCAUGGGGGAACAUCCUGCAUCGGAAGCCUCACCUUGACAUAGAAGAUGUCAUGGCUGCAAUUGAGCUUGCGAGGACUGAAGUUCUCCGCGACCUUGGAGGUCCGUCUAUUUUCUGGAUCGCAGACGCAAAUCGGGCCUGGAGUGUUCAAGAGGCUGGCCAAGUCUUUGGACUGGCGGGAAAGCUCAAGGAGCGCUUUCCUACUAUCGUUGGAAUUGGUUUAGGUGGUGAUGAAGUCGGUGGACCUGUUGAAUGGUUUGAGCAAGUCUACGCUGACGCCAAGAAGGCGGGUCUGCGGCUCACGGCUCAUGUGGGAGAGGCCACAGGCCCUGAACGGGGACCAUCGCAGAUCCGCACUGCACUGAAGAUGGGAGUAGAGAGAAUCGGUCAUGGCUUGGCUGCACAGCAUGAUGAGAGCCUCAUGCACUUUCUCUCCAAGCAGAAUCUUCCAGUGGAGAUCAAUAUCACCUCCAAUAUCUUGACUGGCUGUUGCCCCUCAGUUGAGGUUCAUCCGCUACCGAAGUACCUGGAGAAGGGUAUGUUCUGUAUACUCAAUUCAGAUGACCCAGCCAUGUUUGGUUCUACAUGCCUAGAUGAGUACGUCCUAGCUAGCGAUGUGUUCUCCCUAGAUCUUGAGGCGAUGCGGGGGUUGGCUCGGAAUUCGAUCACGGCGAGUUUUCUUCCGGAAAAGACCAAGACACAGUUCUUGUCAAGAAUUGAU